Schistosoma intercalatum is the source of this 870-nucleotide messenger RNA. The record is from the annotation of a GenBank genome assembly. Lineage: Eukaryota; Metazoa; Platyhelminthes; Trematoda; Strigeidida; Schistosomatidae.
AUGAAUCCAAGCCUUAUAAAAGAGAGAGAAGCGUUUUUGAAGAGAGCCAUGACAAUUCCUGUUGUUGAGAAACCAAAGUCUAAUUUUUCUGGUACUUCAGAGGAAAAAGGUGCUAUGACUUCUGUACACCGCCGUGGACCUCCUUCAGUUUCUACUGUUUCGGAAUUGCGAUCUCUCGAAUUAAAACCUCAAUUGCAAGGGAAGUUUGCUGUUUUAUCUCGAAUAGUAAAGUACAUGAAGCAACGCCAUUUAGAAGGCGAUACUCAUCCAUUAUCCGUAGAAGAAAUUUUGGAAGAAGCUGUACUUCAUGACACACCACCUGCUACCGUAAAAUGGCUGGAGGAAGAAGCUCUACCGAAUAAUCCCAAAAUUCGUGUUACUACGGAUGCAAAGUUCGUAUUUAAACCGAGAUAUGAUAUUCGUACCCGUAAGGAUCUUUACCAACUUCUCCGUCGUCAGGAGUUGAAGGGUUUGGGGGGAAUUUAUCUAGAUGAUUUGACUGAAUCUGUUCCUGAUGUUGAAAAAAUUCUCAAUAGUUUUGGUGACCAUGUGAUUCGCAUUGUCACACCACACGAUAAGAAAACCAUUUUGUUUUACAACGACAAAUCUUUCGAUUUGAAUGUAGAUGAAGAAUUUAAGCAACAAUGGCGAUCGGUGAGUGUGGAGGGUGUUCAUGAAACAAAAAUUGAGGAGUAUUUAAAACGUAAUGGAAUCUCCUCAAUGUCUGGUGAUCGUAAAAAUUUCUUACCUGUACAAAGAAAGAAACCAGGACAAAAACGUACCAUGAAUCGUCCAGUUCAUAUUAAAGACAAUGAACAUGUGAACGGAAUUUUAGAAGACUUUUCUGAGAAAUUAGCUAAAACUUCCUGA